This is a messenger RNA of Morus notabilis, 1311 nucleotides long. RefSeq names its product remorin 4.1. Lineage: Eukaryota; Viridiplantae; Streptophyta; Magnoliopsida; Rosales; Moraceae. Bases 249 to 1202 code for a protein of 317 amino acids. The transcript is spliced from 2 exons. The record is from RefSeq and is a predicted model, not a curated record.
CACUUCAAAAGCCCCUCCUCAACUUCCCGAACUCUCUCCUCUCUCAACAACAUGUAAAGUAUGUGGUCGAUAUACCUCUUCAUUAAUCAUCUCCAUUACUGUUGUCUAAAACACCAAUUAUACACAAAUUAUUAUGCCUAACAUCUUCUCUUUCUCUUUCACUUUCCCAUCACAACAAAAUAUUUUCUCCUCAACCAAACACCAAACAAAACGCCACGAACAACAAAACAACAUCAUAUCAUUCUCCCAUGUUGAAUGAUCAAACUUACAAUAGACCAAGCACCAGCUAUGAAGCACUACUCCUCCGAAACGACAACCACCCGGAUGAAGAAAACGACGACAACAACCACGACGACGACGACGAAGAGCAGUUCCGAGACAUCCACGCUCUAACUCCACCCCAACCGGCGCCGGAGACGGCGAACCGGGGCCGCCCGAGAGAGGCCUGGGAGACGAGCAGCCACAGAUCGUUGUCGAUUUCCAUGGCGAGCGACGCCGCCCUCAGCGAAAACUUCACCUCCAUGAGCCGGGAGUUCAGCGCCCUCGUCCUCGCCGGCUCCGCCAUCGGCACAAACGACAACGACAGCGGCAGCAGCAACAACAACAACCACCAUACGGCGUCGUCUAUCAUGAAUAAUGCUAACAAUAUUGGCGGGAACAUGAACUUGGGGAGGAUCGGAGAGGACGACGCACCGGAGGAGGAGACGAAUCCGUUGGCGAUCGUGCCGGAUAAUAGCAUGCUGCAGGGCCCCGCAGCGGAAUCGCCGAGAAGGCGGGCCGGGGCGAUGUUGACGUCGACGUCGUCUUCUUCGGCGGUGGUUAGCAGCGGAGAUCAGAUGGCGGCGUCGUUGCAGAGAGUGAAGAAGGAGGAGGUGGAGUCCAAGAUAUCAGCAUGGCAGAACGCGAAGGUUUCGAAAGUAAAUAAUAGGUUUAAGAGGGAAGAUGCCAUCAUCAGUGGGUGGGAGAGCGAGCAAGUUCAGAAGGCUACUUCUUGGAUGAAGAAAGUUGAGAGGAAGCUGGAGGAGAAAAGAGCUAGAGCACUAGAAAAGAUGCAAAAUGACAUUGCAAAAGUACAUCGAAAAGCCGAGGAAAGAAGGGCAUCGGCCGAGGCCAAGAGAGGAACAAAAGUUGCUAGGGUUCUUGAAAUAGCCAGCUUGAUGAGAGCUGUUGGAAGAGCCCCUGUCAAACGCUCCUUUUUUUAAGGCUUAUAACUAAUAGACUAUUAGUGGUAUACUUGUAUCUUGCUCAUAUAUAUUACAUGCCCAAAAAAAAAAAAAAAAAAAAAAAAAAAAAAAAAAAAAAAACAAUUUA